Sporothrix brasiliensis 5110 is the source of this 2166-nucleotide messenger RNA. Its product is annotated as tRNA uridine 5-carboxymethylaminomethyl modification enzyme. Gene Ontology annotation, biological process: tRNA methylation; tRNA wobble uridine modification. Gene Ontology annotation, molecular function: flavin adenine dinucleotide binding. Bases 1 to 2166 code for a protein of 721 amino acids. The transcript has a single exon. The record is from RefSeq and is a predicted model, not a curated record. NCBI's taxonomy places the organism in Eukaryota, Fungi, Ascomycota, Sordariomycetes, Ophiostomatales, Ophiostomataceae. Gene Ontology annotation, cellular component: cytosol.
AUGAAGACAGCGCGACAUUCCCUGCCCCUUCGGCAGGGCCUUUCGAGCAUUUGCUCGCCCCUGGACCACCGAUGCCGACCCGAUAGACCAACAGCGCUGCUACGCCAGCGGUGGACGACCCGCGCCCCAGGGUUGCGCCGGCGCGGCUUUGCCGACGUGGCCUCCGGAUCGCGACCCCCGUUCGAUGUCGUGGUAGUCGGUGGUGGUCAUGCCGGUGCUGAGGCAUGCGCGGCAGCAGCAAGGACGGGCGCGCGGACCGCGCUGGUCACACCGAAACUGGACAACCUGGGCGUCUGCUCGUGCAACCCGAGUUUCGGCGGUAUUGGCAAGGGAACCAUUCUGAGGGAGGUUGAUGCGAUGGAUGGCCUGGCGGGCCGCAUCAUCGACCGCGCUGGCGUGCAGUUCCGGGUGCUGAAUCGGCGCAAGGGGCCGGCCGUCUGGGGCCCGCGAGCGCAGAUUGACCGAGCGCUGUACAAGAAACACAUGCGCGCCGAGCUCGAAUCCUACCCGAACCUGUCGAUUGUGGAGGGCAGCGUGUCAGACAUUGUGGUCGCGGCGGCGGACGAAAAGAGCAACACAGAAAUGGCUCGCAGCCGCAUCACGGGCAUACGUCUCGAGUCGGGCGAGGUGCUUCCCACAAGCACGGUUAUCAUCACCACGGGAACCUUUCUGGGCGGCGAGAUUCACAUUGGCCUCGAGGCCUACCCUUCGGGCCGCAUGGGCGAGGCAGCCACGUUUGGGCUGAGCCGCUCACUGCGAGAAGCCGGGUUCCAGCUCGGCCGUCUCAAGACAGGCACACCGCCACGGCUCGACCGCAAGUCCAUCGAUUUUGGCAUCCUCGAGGAGCAGCCGGGAGACGAGCCACCCAUGCCGUUCAGCUACCUCAACGACCGUGUGGCUGUCGACGGGGACCAGCUGUUGUGCCACGCCACGUACACCAACGAGGCCACACACGACGUCGUGCGGGCCAACCUCGACAAGACAAUCCACAUUCGCGAGACCGUCAAGGGCCCGCGCUACUGCCCAUCGCUCGAGUCCAAGGUCAUCCGCUUCGGCCACAAGGACCGCCACAUUGUGUGGCUGGAGCCCGAGGGCUUCGACAACGACAUUGUCUACCCGAACGGCUUGUCGAUGACGGUGCCAGCAGAGGCGCAGGAGCAGCUGCUGCGCACGAUCCGAGGCCUCGAAAACGUGACGAUGCUGCAGCCCGGCUAUGGCGUCGAGUACGACUACGUGGACCCGCGCAGCCUCAAAGCCACGCUCGAGACCAAGGCCAUUGACGGCUUGUUCCUGGCCGGCCAGAUCAACGGCACCACGGGCUAUGAGGAGGCUGCCGGCCAGGGCAUCGUGGCAGGCAUCAACGCGGGCCGUGCGGCGCAGGGCCUGGAAACCGUGCGGCUGUCGCGCGCCGACGGCUACAUUGGCAUCAUGAUUGACGAUCUCAUCACCAAGGGCGUGUCGGAGCCGUAUCGCAUGUUCACGGCGCGGUCCGAGUUCCGCCUCAGCGCGCGCUUCGACAACGCCGACGAGCGGCUGACGGAAAAGGCGCGCGCAUGGGGCGUGGUCGGCGACCGGCGCUGGGACCGCUACUGCGCGGACCGCGACCAGGCCGCCGAGCUGACAAGCCUGCUGCGCGGCGUCGUCCUGAGCGCGCCCGCAUGGCAGCGCCUGGGCUUCAAUGUGCGCGAGGACACCAAGAUGCGCAACGGCCUCGACAUGAUGCGCGUGACGGGCGUCGCGGGCGUCGACGACCUUGUGGCGCGCGGCGCUGUGCCCAACGGGGAGCGUAUCCUCGACAAUUUCGCGCCGCACGUGCGCCGCCGCGUGUCCAUUCAUGCGCAGUACGCGCCCUACGAGGCGGCGCAGCUCGCGGAGCGCUCGCGCGUGGCACGGGACGAGGCGCUGCAGCUGCCGACGGACCUGGAUUACGCACAAGUGACGGGCCUCAGCAUUGUGGAGCGGGCGACGUUGACGGAGACGCGGCCCGAGACCUUGGCCCAAGCGCGGCGGCUCGAGGGUAUGACGCCAGCCGGAUGUGUUAAGCUGCUCAGAUACGUGAACCGGCUGCAGAGAACCGUCAGCGUGGAGGAGAACGCUAUUCUAGCGUCGGCCGACGGCGACAUGGCGACUGUGGAUGCGGAGGCACGCGCAGCCGAUCUGUCGUGA